Lactuca saligna is the source of this 2376-nucleotide messenger RNA. The record is from the annotation of a GenBank genome assembly. NCBI's taxonomy places the organism in Eukaryota, Viridiplantae, Streptophyta, Magnoliopsida, Asterales, Asteraceae.
AUGACUUCAUAUGAUUUGAAAAAAAAAAUGGAGGAUGAAGGAAUGAUUCAAGGGGUGGAUAAAUUAACAACGCCUUCAUAUUUGGUCGUUGCUUUAGCUGUCAACGGAAAUAAAAAAACCAAAUAUGUGGUUAGAUGGGCAUUGGAUAAAUUCGUUCCUGAGGGUAUUCUUCUCUUCAAAUUGAUCCUUGUUCGCCCUAAAAUCACUCGAAUUCCAACACCCAUGGGUGUUGUUCCUGCUUCACAAGUGCGAGAUGAUGUAGUAAUUGCUUACAAAAAGGAAGUCGAAUGGCAAGCAUACGAAAAGCUUCUUCCGUUCAAGAACAUGUGUGCCAAGAAAAAGGUGCAGGUAGAAAUCUUGCAAAUCGAAUCAGAUGAUGUGGUGGAUGCUAUAAAACAGGAAAUUGUAAAAGGCAAUAUUAACAAGCUUGUGAUUGGAGCUUCAUCGAGUGGCAUGUUCUCGAGGGGGAAGGGUUUGUCGUCUAGAAUAUCUGAAAGCAUUCCGAGUUUUUGUACAGUGUAUGCGAUUUCAAAAGGGAAAUUAUCAUCACUCAGGGCUUCUGAUUCUGAUACCAUUGGAUCGAGUAAAGAUGAUAACAGUAGUGAUUCAAGUUCUGUCACCAAUUCUUCAAGAACAGAGUGGACAGACCAAGGGUCAGCUGCUACUUCCUUUUCCCAGUUCUUUUCAACUUCACUACCAAUGCAACGAUUCGAAGCACUUUCAUCUAUAAACCGGACCCUUCACCAAAGAACCAGUUCGUUCGAAAAUCCCGAGAAAAAUACCGACUUUUAUCGAGCAAAUAGUAACGAUUUCAGCACCAGAAGCUUCGGGACUGAAAACCAUUCUUGGACAUCCGAUCAAGCUUCCAGCUCUUACGCCCUUUCAGAAAUUUCAACAGAAAUUCAGGGUAAUAAUGUCGAUUUUGAGCUGGAAAAACUUCGUGUUGAACUCCGACACGUUCGCGGGAUGUAUGCAAUUGCACAAAAUGAGUCUUUUGACGCGUCCCGAAAGUUGAAAGAUCUUAAAGAACGACAGGCAGAGGAGUCGAUUAAGCUCAAGGAGAUAAAAGCUAAAGAAGAGGAAGCAAAAACGUUAGCUGAACAAGAGAAGCAGGAGCACGAAAAAGCUAAAAGACAAGCGGAAUAUGUAAAAGAAUGUCUAAGAAGAGAAGCUGCCGUGAGGAAAGAUGCAGAAGAGAAGGCGUUACAGGAACAUCGAGAGAAAGAAAAGCUUCUGGAUGCCAUAAUCGGGAGUUCUCCACACUACCAAAAAUUCACCUGGGAAGAAAUCGUGGAUGCUUGUUCUUCGUUUUCUGAAGAUCUUAAGAUAGGAACAGGAGGGAACGGAAUUGUGUACAAAUCGAGCUUUCAUCAUACAGUUGCUGCUGUGAAAGUUCUUCAUUCUCAGGAAGCUCACAGAACUAAACAAUUUCAGCAGGAGCUUGAAGUGUUGAGCAGAAUACGGCAUCCGCAUUUGCUGAUUCUUAUCGGUGCGUGUGUGGAUCAUGGUUGCUUAGUUUAUGAAUACAUGGAAAACGGGAGCUUAGACGAGAGAUUAUUUCGCAAAAACAACACGCCUCCAAUCCCGUGGUCCGAUAGGUUUCGAAUCGCAUGGGAAGUAGCAUCAGCCCUAGUUUUCCUUCACAACGCACAGCCAAAAUCGAUUGUUCAUCGUGACCUAAAACCAGCAAACAUAUUACUCGAUAGAAAUCUCGUGAGCAAGAUCGGUGAUGUUGGUCUCUCUACAAUGCUUCAAUCAGACUCAUGUUCCACGAGCACCGUGUACAAGGACACGGGUCCCGCGGGCACGUUUUGUUACAUCGAUCCAGAGUAUCAACGAACGGGACUCGUUUCUCCAAAAUCAGACGUUUAUGCUUUGGGUAUGGUGAUUUUGCAGCUGCUGACAGCCAAACCGGCGAUAGGGAUAACAGAUGCUGUGGAAACUGCUAUUGAAGAUGAUGAGUUAGCCAUGGUGCUAGAUCCUGAAGCUGGUGAGUGGCCGAUGGAUGUGGCAAAAGAGUUGGCUGUUUUAGGGUUGAGUUGUGCGGAGAUUCGCCGGAAAGAUAGACCGGAUUUGAAGAAGACGGUCCUUCCGGUAUUGGAAAGACUGAAAACGGUCACCGGUGAAGCUCAAAGGAUCGCAUCCAUGACACCGACCACCCCUCCGAACCAUUUCAUAUGCCCGAUACUCAAGGAUGUUAUGGUUGAUCCUUGUGUUGCUGCUGAUGGUUACACUUACGAUCGCAGGGCGAUGGAGAAAUGGUUGGAGGCGAGUGAUACUUCCCCCAUGACUAAUUUACCGUUACUGAGUAGAAGCUUAACACCAAACUACACACUUCUUUCCGCAAUAAUGGAAUGGAAAUCAACUAAACAAUGA